AUGAGAAAAAAAGACUCAGAUAGAAAUAUAUGUUCGUCCGAUUCAGAAUCCGAUGAUAAGUCUCUAUUUGCAUUUGGUGAGAUGCUUUUAGGUGAGGAUCAAAGAAAGGACCCUUUGGAUUCAGAUCGAAUUGUUGAAGAAAAAUAUGAAGAGAAGAAUGACUUAUGUAAUAUUGACUUGUCUAGAUUGGACGAAGAUCAAGUUAUACUUCUUAACCCUAUCAAAGAAGAGAAAGAGGAGGAGCCAGUAAGUAAUAUGGGGAGAAUGACCACCAAAAAUUGGAUUAUCAAACUGUGGUAUCACGCAUAUACUCUUGCAAUAGAGACUGUUUGCAAAAUAAGAGAUGCCUUAUGCGGAGGUUGCACAAGGUUGAAACCAAAAUAUCGGGUAAAGAAGAAAGUUGAACUCAGUCAUGGCAAUGAAGUCGUGUCCAAGUGUUCUGAUGUAGUAGCAGAGGGGGGCAAGCACGACAGUCAACUUUUCCACAGCUUCCUCAUGGAAGAGGACUUGACCAGAUAG
Plasmodium inui San Antonio 1 is the source of this 519-nucleotide messenger RNA. RefSeq lists its product as hypothetical. Lineage: Eukaryota; Apicomplexa; Aconoidasida; Haemosporida; Plasmodiidae. Bases 1 to 519 code for a protein of 172 amino acids. The transcript has a single exon. The record is from RefSeq and is a predicted model, not a curated record.